AUGAGAUGCAAUGUAUUUGCCUUUGGACUUAACACUGCCCUCCUGGAGAUGCGAAAUUCCACUGCACCUUCGGUGACACUCUGCACCUCUACCGUGUUGUGCACCAACUCUAGAGCAGUGUUAGAUACAGAGGAAGAGAUGAAAACCCGGAAAAUAUUCAUGAACAACAGUGUCCCGUGGAAGGUGCAGCUGCUGACGCUGCUGGUGGCGGUCGCCGUGAGCCUCGCCCAGAACACGCGCGGAGGAGGAGGCUUCGUGGGCGUCAUCGCCGGCGGUUUCGGCGGCGGCGGAGGCGGAGGCGGCGGUUGCGGCGGCGGCGGCUGCGGCGGAGGUUUCGGCGGUGGUGGCGGCUACGGCGGAGGGUUCGGCGGCUCCAGCGGGGGCUGCCGGUACUGGUGCAGAACCAAUAUCGGCCAGUACUAUUGCUGCGAGGGCGGCGGGAACAACAUAAACUAUCCUGUUGUGAAGCCAGGCAGAUGCCCGCCCGUGCGACCGCAGUGCCCGCCCGUGAGGACCUUCCGCCCUCCGUCCACGUGCAGCAGUGACUCCAGCUGCGCCGGCUCCGACAAGUGUUGUUACGACACGUGCCUUCGCCACCACACCUGCAAGCCGCCCAACUUUUACGGCUGAUCCCCUCCCGCCUGAGGCCCAGGGGGCAGGGCCGGUGACGUUGCGCUCGCCCUGAGGUCCCCGGCUUGGGUCCCCGCGGCUCCGACCUGGUGGCAGCUCAGCCACGCCCUCGUCAGCCGUGGUCGCAGUUGUGGGCGCGGUUUCUAAAAGGUUUUGGAUCUUCAAGCGCCUCCCCCCCCCCCCCCCCGUCUUACGUGAAUAAAAAUGAGGGGGAAUUUA
Messenger RNA from Penaeus chinensis, 849 nucleotides. RefSeq names its product heterogeneous nuclear ribonucleoprotein A3 homolog 2-like. The record is from RefSeq and is a predicted model, not a curated record. Gene Ontology annotation, cellular component: extracellular region. NCBI's taxonomy places the organism in Eukaryota, Metazoa, Arthropoda, Malacostraca, Decapoda, Penaeidae. The transcript has 4 exons. Gene Ontology annotation, molecular function: peptidase inhibitor activity. Bases 1 to 630 code for a protein of 209 amino acids.